Microbotryum saponariae is the source of this 1330-nucleotide messenger RNA. The record is from the annotation of a GenBank genome assembly. Lineage: Eukaryota; Fungi; Basidiomycota; Microbotryomycetes; Microbotryales; Microbotryaceae.
AUGUCGUCCGCUCCCUCAUUCUCGGUCAAGGGCAAGGUUGUGCUCGUCACUGGUGGUGCCAAGGGCAUCGGCAAGAUGGUCAGUGUCCCCGGGACCCCCAGCAGUCGAUCAUCCUCGAGCGUACUCGUAGAGUGCGCCACCAAUUGCGAUCGACUGCUCAUGCCCGAACGACCAUCUUAUGACCUCGUCAAAACGACCACAGAUCACCACGGGCUACGUCGCAGCCGGUGCCAAGGUUUACAUCUCGUCGAGGGACAAGAAGUCGUGCGACGCUGUAGCGCAAGAGUUGACCAAGCUCGGCCCCGGAUCCGCUCAUUCGAUUCCCGCUGUGCGUUCCAAGUUAUGUUCUCAUUCCAGGAAGUUCUUGCCGUACUAUUCAGAGACUGACGUGGGUGUGAUUGUUCGCUCUCCUGAAGGAUCUCGCCUCGUACGAAGGCGUAGAAGCUCUCGUCGCCGAGCUGAGCAAGCGGGAGAAGCGUGAGCCGGCCUUCAUACUCACUCUCGGACCUCCUUGGUCUUUACAUCUCUCUCACCCAUUGUCGAAUUUGUCAUCAGAUCUCAACGUCCUCGUCAAUAACGCAGGCAACAACUGGGGUGCUCCCCUCGAAGGUUCGUCUCAUCGGAGACUGAGCACUUGAAGUUUCCCGAGCGAGAACCUGAUCUGCAGGCUGCGACAUAUCUCAGAAUACCCCGACGCCGCUUGGGACCGUGUCUUGGGUCUCAACCUCAAGCGAGUUUUCACCCUCACUCAAAAAUGUGUGCCCCUGCUGUUGGCUAGUCUGCCCAAGGAUGCUCCCGAGGAAGGCCCCUGGAACGACCCUGGUGAGUUUUCGCUAUAAAUCCGUCCCCUGUUCUCGAGUGGCUCAUACUCCCUUCCGAAUCCUGAACUCAGCUCGCAUCAUCAACAUCGGUUCGGUCGACGGCAUCCGUGUCCCCAGUCUCGAGACGUACGCCUACUCGAGUUCAAAGGCGGCUCUGCAUCAACUCUCGAGGGUGUUCGCCGCGCAGUUAGGUCGAAGGGGAGUCACGAGCAACACGAUUGCCUGCGGGCCUUUCGAGUCUAAGAGUAGGUUCUCUUAUCUCAACGACCUUACUCAUCAACCCCUACUGAUCCUACUUCACAUUGCUUGCUCUUCACUUCACUUCAGUGAUGGCCGCGACGCUCGAAGCCGGACGCGACCUCAUCGUCGCAGGCGUUCCCCUCGGUCGAAUUGGUGCACCUCAAGACGUUUCGGGGACGUGCAUCUUUUUGAGCAGUCCUGCGGGUGCUUGGGUGAACGGUGCGACGAUCGCUUUGGAUGGUGGUGCGUUGGUCGGUGGGAAGCUGUAA